UCGAGUUGCCAGUCGGACCUGGACGCAUAGGCUGCUCAUUUUCUCUAGAAAUAAUCAAGAGAUAGUUUGAAAAACUCCGGAGAAACUGACAGCCAAUACGGAAAAUCUGUCAAAGAAUAAUUUAAACAUUUGAAACCUAGGCAAUAAUUAAUUGGAGACGUAUUUUUCUUUAAGGUUUACUUUGGGAUUGUUUCAACGAUGAUGUACACAGGCUUCGGUUCAGAGUGCGACUCAACUUCCCGCUGCAGUACCGCCUCCCCGGCUGGCGAAAUGCUCACUUAUUACCCGUCUCCAGCCGGCUCGUAUUCCAGUAUGGGUUCCCCUGUCACCCAAUGUCAGGAUUUCACAGAUCUGACAGUUUCAAACACAUCUUUCAUCCCGACUGUCACGGCGAUCUCUACAAGUGCGGAUUUGCAGUGGAUGAUCCAGCCGACAAAUCUUAUUUCGUCUGUGGCCCCUUCUUAUACCAGUGCCAGCACAUACAGUGCCCAGAGAUCGACAACGUUCACAAGUGCCGGAACCAAGGGCUUGAACACUCGCAAAAGAGGCAACGGGGAGCAGCUUUCUCCUGAGGAGGAUGAUAAGAAAAGGCUUCGCAGAGAGAGGAACAAGAUGGCAGCAGCAAAAUGUCGUAACCGGAGAAGAGAACUCACUGACACUUUGCAAGCUGAAACUGAUGUGCUGGAGGAUGAGAAAUCAGCUCUGAAGACUGAAAUUGCAAAUCUCAUGAAGGAGAGGGAGAAGCUGGAGUUCAUCCUUAUGGCUCACAGGCCUGUCUGUAAGAUCCCCUCAGAUCUGGAGGCCGGCUUCCCAGAGACCUCCAUCUCCCCUGCUCACAGCAUCUCCAGUGAGCUCAGCUCCCCCAAGCUAGAGGCAUCAGUCUCACCCAGACCUUCCAUCUUCUCUGCCGACUCUGCCUUAGAGGUAAACCCAAACUCUACAGUGAAGCUGUCUGACCUGAACAACUCCCUGGAGGAGUCGCUAGACCUGCUGAGACCCCUGAGAAAGAUCACCGUGGAGACAGUGCGGUCUGUCCCCGACAUGGACUUGUCCGGCUCAUUCUGCACUCAGGACUGGGAGCCCCUCUACACACCCACCACCAAUGAUCUUGAGCCCCUCUGCACCCCAGUGGUGACAUGCACCCCUGCAUGCACAACAUACACGUCUUCCUUUGUGUUCACCUACUCAGAUGCUGAUGCUCUCCCAACCUGUGGGGUGGCUCACAGGAGAGAAAGUAGUAGCAAUGACCAGUCCUCAGAUUCCCUCAGCUCACCCACAUUGCUGGCCUUGUGAGGACAUUUCAAUGACUUUUUAGGAUGCAUGCAUUUAGCAUAAAGUAGUGCAGAUGCUGGACUAUGGAAUGGAAUACCAGAAGCUCAUCACUCUCUCCCUCAAUUGACAAGCUUAUUUGUAUGUAGCAAAAAAUGAAAAAAAAAAAAAAUGUUUAUGAAGUUCUACAUCAUGAAAAAGCAAGUUAAACCAUGCUAGGGUUCAAAUAUUUAAUUUAUUUAUUGGUGCUAGAUAUUAAAAGUUGUAUUUGUGCAGCUGACCUUAAAAUGUGUUCACAGCAAUAGAAUUAACUUGAUGUUUGUUUCUGGUUUACUGAAUGUGUAUGUUUAUUGUACAUUGUAUGGUAUUUAUAAAGGGUGUGCUUUGUCUAUUGUGUGAGUGGGGUAAAUUUGAGCACAUGAGGAAGUUUUCUGUGAAAACGCUGUGUUUAUUAUUUAUUUAUUAAAUCUGUUUCUGAUAUUUAUAUUUUCAUUUUUAUUUUUCUACUUGAAUAGCUUGAAAAAUGAAAAAACAAGCUCAUUAAUAUUGUUUGCUCAAUAUACAAAAAUAAAUAUUGGAAAAGGG
Anguilla anguilla (European eel) is the source of this 1854-nucleotide messenger RNA. Its product is annotated as proto-oncogene c-Fos-like. The record is from RefSeq and is a predicted model, not a curated record. The coding region runs from base 199 to 1293 and encodes 364 amino acids. Gene Ontology annotation, biological process: regulation of transcription by RNA polymerase II. Gene Ontology annotation, cellular component: nucleus. The transcript has 4 exons. Lineage: Eukaryota; Metazoa; Chordata; Actinopteri; Anguilliformes; Anguillidae. Gene Ontology annotation, molecular function: DNA-binding transcription factor activity, RNA polymerase II-specific; RNA polymerase II cis-regulatory region sequence-specific DNA binding.